UAUUGAUAGAAAUAAGUAGCGAUUGUCCCGAGUCAUUGGUGCGCCAAAGUAAACUGUGAUGGGCUGGCAUGAGUCCACUGGACUGAGAAGGCUGGUUCCGCCGGCGGAGGCUGUGGUGAUGGUGGCGGCGGCAACGCUGGUCUCCCUCCUCGCUGAUCAGUAACAAGAAAAGGGGCAGAGAAAGUGAAAGAGAGAGCGAGGGGAGAGAGGAAAAAAAAAAAAAGAAAAAAAAAAAAAGAGGCGUCUACCAGAGCGGCUCAAACCGGGAGAACAAAUGCAGUUCAGCCAUGGACAAUAGUGGCAACCACACGGCGACAAAAAUCCUAGCGACUCCUCCGACCAGAGAAAGCCUAUCUGCCAGGAGCAACAUGAUCAGCACGCCCAAGCCACUCGCUUUCUCCAUUGAGCGCAUCAUGGCGCGGACUCCAGAGCCCCGCUCCAUCCCCGUCCCGCAGCUCCUCCAUGGCUCCGUGGCCAAAGGCGACCCCAAGCAUCCGCUGCACCUCAACUCCUCCAUCCCCUGCAUGAUCCCCUUUGUCCCGGUGGCGUACGAUACCCUGCCCAAAGCAGCGGUGGCUGGAGCGGAACCCAGGAAGGCUCACUUAGAUUCCUCUUCCUCGCCCUCCUUUAGCUGCGGCGAUCUCUUGAACUGUGCCCUGAGCUUGAAAGGAGAUUUCCCCCGCGAUGCCCUGCCCUUGCAGCAGUACAAACUGGUAAGACCCCGAGUGGUCAAUCACUCCUCCUUCCACGCCAUGGGAGCCCUGUGCUAUUUCAACCGAGGCGACAGCCCCUGUCACCCGUCCUCCAGUGUCAACAUCCACCCGGUGGCUUCUUAUUUCCUCAGCUCUCCCUUGCACCCGCAGCCCAAGGCUUACCUGGCGGAGCGGAACAAGCUGGUGCUACCGACCGUGGACAAGUACCCGGCGGGGGUGGCCUUCAAGGACUUAUCGCAGGCUCAGUUGCAGCACUACAUGAAAGAAAGUGCUCAGAUCCUCUCGGAAAAAAUCGCCUAUAAGACGUCGGAGUUCAGCCGCGGCUCCCCGAGCAGCAAGCCCAAAGUUUUCACGUGUGAAGUUUGUGGAAAGGUAUUUAAUGCACAUUAUAACCUAACGCGCCAUAUGCCGGUGCACACGGGAGCCAGACCCUUUGUUUGCAAAGUUUGCGGGAAGGGCUUCAGACAGGCGAGCACGCUCUGCCGGCACAAGAUCAUCCACACCCAGGAAAAGCCACACAAGUGCAACCAGUGCGGCAAAGCUUUUAACCGGAGCUCGACCCUGAACACGCACACGCGAAUACACGCCGGCUAUAAACCAUUUGUCUGUGAAUUUUGUGGCAAAGGAUUUCACCAGAAAGGCAAUUACAAAAACCACAAGCUGACUCACAGCGGGGAGAAGCAGUUCAAGUGCAAUAUCUGCAACAAGGCUUUUCACCAGGUGUACAAUCUGACCUUCCACAUGCACACCCACAACGACAAGAAGCCCUUCACCUGCCCCACCUGCGGCAAAGGCUUCUGCAGGAACUUUGACCUCAAGAAGCACGUCCGUAAGCUGCAUGACAGCGCCCUGGGACUGCCCCGGCCCCCCGCUGAGCUGGGGGGGCCGGACCCGCCGCCCCCGCCCGGGGCGCUGCUGCAGGGCCCGCCGCCGCUCCAGCCGUGAGGGGCCGCCGGUGCGAGCCCCGCCGCCUCUUUGCAUGCACCUGUUAAGCGGUUUUGUGUAUUAUGCUCUAUAUCGCCACUAACGUUAAUGGGACUGAUUGUUUCCUAUUUUUUUUUUUUUUUUU
Molecule: messenger RNA, 1782 nt
Organism: Motacilla alba alba
Lineage: Eukaryota; Metazoa; Chordata; Aves; Passeriformes; Motacillidae
Gene: FEZF1
Product: FEZ family zinc finger 1
Exons: 4
Coding region: 288-1658 (456 amino acids)
Cellular component (GO): nucleus
Source: RefSeq, a predicted model, not a curated record